CAGGGCCGCCCCAGCGGUCGGGAUAGGCCGGGCCGGGCCGGGGCCGCCCCUCGCCCUGGGCGGGCGGCGCUGCGCGGCGCGGCGCUGCAGGCUCCGCGUCCCGGCUGCGUGCGCCAGUGCCUCCCCCAGCGCCGCCGCUGCCCGCCGCUUCGCUGCUGGCGCCGGGCUGCGGAGGGCAGAGGCAUGCCCAGGAGGAGCAUCGCGGAGGUGAAGGUGCUGGACGUGCAGAAGCGGCGCAUCCCCAACAAGCACUAUGUAUACAUUAUCAAAGUCACCUGGUCCAAUGGGUCCACAGAAGUCAUAUACCGACGGUACAGCAAGUUCUUUGACUUGCAGAUGCAAAUGCUGGACAAGUUUCCGAUGGAAGGAGGUCAGAAGGACCCCAAGCAAAGGAUUAUCCCCUUUCUGCCAGGGAAGAUCCUCUUCCGCCGAAGUCACAUCCGGGAUGUUGCGGUCAAGCGUCUGAUACCUAUUGAUGAAUACUGCAAGGCUCUGAUCCAGCUGCCUCCCUACAUCUCUCAGUGUGAGGAGGUUCUUCAGUUCUUUGAGACAAGACCCGACGACUUGACUCCCCCCAAAGAAGAACCCAUCGGAAAGAAGAAGUCUGGGUUUAUCCAGAGAACGGCUUCUUUCCUUCAGAGAGGAGCUGAUUCUGCAUCGGUCGAUCCCUUGGUGCUGGAGCAGUAUGUCGUGGUGGCGGACUACCAGAAGCAGGAGAGCUCCGAGAUCAGCUUGUGCGUGGGCCAGGUGGUGGAUAUCAUUGAGAAGAACGAAUCAGGCUGGUGGUUUGUGAGCACGUCGGAAGAGCAAGGCUGGGUGCCAGCGACCUGUCUGGAAGCUCAGGAUGGCGUCCAGGACGAAUUCUCUAUGCAGCCUGAUGAAGAGGAGAAGUACACAGUUAUUUACCCAUAUGUCGCAAGAGACCAGGAUGAAAUGAACCUGGACAAAGGGGCUGUGGUGGUGGUGAUCCAGAAGAACCUGGAGGGCUGGUGGAAAAUCAGGUACCAGGGCCAAGAAGGCUGGGCCCCGGCCUCCUAUCUCAAAAAGGGGAACGGAGAGAUGUUUUCACAGAAGCUAGGGUCAGGCUCCUCCACUCAUUCAUGUGCCUUGGAUCUGGAUGGCAUCUCCCGGCAGCAGAACGCGGCAAGCCGAGAGAAGGACGGGCUUGCCAGCCAGAGAGAUGGGAGAUUUGACAGCCGUCCCCUGCCUAAUGCUGACAUUCGACGCAAGUCACCGAAGAUGAGGCAGAGACCCCCUCCUCGCAGAGAUCUGACCAUACCACGUGGUUUGAACCUGCCUAAACCUCCUGUCCCUCCUCAAGUGGAAGAGGAAUACUACACCAUAGCUGACUUCCAGACCACCAUCCCGGAUGGCAUCAGCUUCCAGGCAGGAAUGAAAGUAGAGGUUAUUGAGAAGAACCUGAGUGGCUGGUGGUACAUUCAGAUUGAGGAGAAGGAAGGCUGGGCUCCUGCUACGUUUAUCGAUAAAUACAAGAAAACAAGCAAUGCGUCCAGGCCAAACUUCCUGGCUCCGUUACCCAACGAGAUGGCCCAGCUCCGGGUUGCUGAUGCCGCAGUGGAAAGCAGUGCCAAUGAAGAAGCCACGGGACCGUGCAGGCCUCUGCCAGAGGCUCCUCCAAAUGGUAUGGACUGUGGAAUGAAGUGGGCCAAAGACUGGAAGGGAAAGGAGGCUGCUGAGAGUGCAGACAUAGCCUUCACCUCUGGGUAUGAAGAGAUCUCGGACCAUGAUGUGGAGGAGAAGCCCAGCCUGCCACCCAGGAAGGAAUCAAUCAUUAAAUCUGAAGGCGAGUUAAUGGAGAGGCAGAGGCCUCCUCCCAAGCCUCCAGGCAUGAUUUUGCCCAUGAUCCCACCAAAGCAGACAGCAGCCCCAAAGGACAGUAAGAAGCCAGAGCUGAAAACAGAGAAAGGCAAACUGUUCCAGCUGAAAAACGAAAUGGGACUGGAAUGUGGACACAAGGUGUCAGCCAAGGAAGUGAAGAAGCCAAAUCUCCGACCUAUUGUCAAGCCAACCAAGCCAAAAGCUGAGCCCUUGGAGGACAAGCCUGAGCCACUUACCCAGAAUCCUUUCCUGAAAUCAAGACCCCAGAUCCGGCCAAAACCUGCUGCAGCCCCCCGGGCUGACCCACCUCCAGCUGAUGAUAAACUGGACAUUUGUAGCCUGCGAAGCAAGCUUAGACCUGCAAAGUGCCAAGAGAAACCCUCUGAGCAGGACACUGCUGCCAGUGAAAACUCCUUCAGUAAUACCACGGUCCCCUCAGAGACUUCUGGAAGGUUUCAGGAGCGACCGAGUGUGGAGAGCAAGCCUCUGCCUAAACUGGACAGCCACGUCACAAAAGAGGCACUGCCCAAAUGUCCUCUGGGCCUAGCAAAGAUAGCUCACCCUGAGCCAAAGAGCGACUACCCAACUCCCAGGGAGCCUCCGCCUCAGCGGCCCGUUGUACCACCCCGUAGACCACCGCCCCCAAAGAAAACAGCAUGUCCUGCCUCUGGCCCCACAGCAGAGCUGAAAACCCCAACGCGGGAAGCACCUGAAAUCAGAUCUUCUGCCGUACCAGGCAGGCCCAUGCUGGUCCCACCGAAAGCCAAACCGUUCCUGUCUGCUUCAAGCCAAGACGAAGCCAAAGGGAAAAGCAGCUUAGUCCCAAAGGUAAUAUCCAGGCCGGUGGAGAGAGGGGAAGCCAAGGAGAGGACGUCUGUCCCCUUCUCCAAUCCGGACGUCUCCAAGGAAGCUCUCUAUGUUGCAGUGGCAGAUUUUGAAGGCGAUGAGGAGACCAACAGCUUUAAAGAAGGAACUUUAUUUGAAGUUCGUGAGAAGAACAGCAGUGGCUGGUGGUUUUGCAAGGUCCUGACUGGGGGGCCCUGUUGGGAGGGCUGGAUCCCUUCCAAUUAUCUAAGAAAGAAGCCAUAGUCUGUCCUCUGUUUACACGGUUGGAGGUUCCUUGUUCUCUCACCUGAGUAUUUAAUUAGCUUAUUAAUUUAUAGUUUGCCAUAAGGCUGGCUUAAAAAAAAAAAAAAAGAUACCAUACAUUCCAGUUUGUCCCCUUCUGAGGUAGUGUGCAAGAAGCAGGCUCGACCCAUGCAGCUAGGCCUCCACGUCCGAUCUGUGUGCUCCCACCCUCCCUCCUCCCCACGUCCCUGGAAAUAUUUCUCUACUUUGGCCAUGUACAACAGCCUAGCCACAUAGUGCUGUUCUGAACAAGCUUCACAGCAUACAGGGGCUAACAUGGUUCUCCCUGACAGGGAGGACAUUGAUACCUUGAUAGGCAUUUUUGCCACCUGUACAGGGAAUUCAAAGGAAAUACGGCAGGAGCCAGGUCGAGCAAUGAAGCUUGGCCUGGUACCAGUGAAGGAAAUCUGGACUCACAAAAUGAUUUGCUUCUCCCUGAGACUCAGGGUCAUGGUCAAAUGUUGUACAUCAUAUUGCUUAGUUCAGGUGUAUAACAGAGUCAUAGGAAACAUGGAAACAAGGAGAAAUGGUUGUUCAGGGUCGGGUCCCUAUAGCUGUGUGUGCACAUGCAGGCACACAUGCACGUUGGAGGUCAGGAGUUGUGCUCUAGUUAAGGUCUGUGCCUUGCUUCCCCACUGCGCGUGCCGUAAGACAGUCCUUAGGUCCUUCUCUCUUCUACAAUGACAAGUGUUAAUUUAAACAUCCUCCUCUUGGAAAAAAAAUACACACACACAUACACACACACACAUUACAGGUCCUCUCUGUGCUCAUCCAGGGCUCUAUGCAGACUUGUACCUUGCAGUGUUACAACCAAACAAGAGGUGUUUUGCUUCGGUAGCUGAAGAAUACUAUGCAACGCACAGAGGACCGGCGUGACCCCAUGAGUCCUGGAAAGACGAUGCUUUGCUUUCCUCCCAACACAGACUGUGCUGCCUGUUGGACUAACCGGGGACGGCCCGUUCCCGUGACCCACUGAGCUUCCCAGGGCUGGCAGGCAGCAGCCGGAGGUGGGUCCUUUAGUAGGUGCUGAUAUUAUGAAGUGCAAUCCAGAAUGUGGGAGUUCAGCUCCUCAUGACAGUCAGUUGUGAGGUGUGUCUGGUGCUCAGGUGUUCCCUGUCUCUCUGGUUUAGUUCUUUUUCUAAUGCUUCCUUAUUUUACUUUUCUUCAUUCUGCUGAGGGGAAGAGGACAGCAUAGAAGAAUACAAACUUCUAGUUGACUCUGCCUUCCUCACCAUGCUGGUUUGUUAAACUGUCUGAAAUGCCUUGUUUGUCUCCCCAUCUGUCUUCCUGUACUCUAAAUACUUUCAUUACAUCCUGUGUGUCAGUCUGCUUGGGGGCUUCAAGUCAAACCGUGCCUGUGAAACUCCUACCUGCCAAGCCUAAUCUUGCAACAUUUAUCCAGGCUUGCAACGUUUAUCCCAGCAGGGAGACGAAUGUGAUCUGCCCAGCUGUCCCUCCCUCGUGCUUCUUUCUUCCCGUCUGUACUUGGCUACUUGCAGAUUCAGGACGUUUCUCUCUCCGGAAGAGCUUUAAACCCAGCACUUCUGUGGGUUUAUUGUUGACCAAGCCCAUCUGCCCGGUCUAUUCUAAUUGCAACUGUAAGUGCUGCAGACGCAGCUCCGCAGCCACAUUGUUUUGCUGCUGAAAACAAUUAUAGUUUUCCCUCUAAUUUAAGGCUGGCAGAAUUGAAGACACUGCGUGCUGCAGGACUAUUGUCCACUCCCCUGAACGUUUGCUUCCAUCCCAUAUUUUCUUUUGUAGAAACGUGUGGUUAAAGAUAUCUCUGUCUAUGUACAGAAUGAAAGUGGUAGUGCCUGAGGCUAGGGUCGUUUGGAGAAGGUGAUGGGGGCAGUUUGUCCCAGCCUGUGUUUUGAUCAAACAGAGAAGCCAUCCUAGUGCAGCCUAGUAUCCAGAAGCCCCAAGGUUGAUUUUUAGCCAUGGGAAUUCAUGCGCCCAGGUCUCUGGCUGAUUCCUCUCCCUCCCACCUACAAUUUUCUCUGAUUGCGCAUUAGGGCUGACUCACCUGAUCUGGCAAUAAGCAAUACAUUUGCAACAAGAUCCAAUAACAAAGUUCCUUCUGUGGCACUUAGAGGUGUUGAUGUGCUCCCAGGAGAGUUGCACAGUGGGUUCAGAGAACAAUACUGCCUUGUCUCUUUGCAUCUCUUGCUCCAUUAAAACUCCUUUGCUGUGGAAAUGAAGGCAGCCCUUAGGAUGAGUUAAGACAGAGUUGGCCAGCAGUCAAAUUCAGCUCCCACUUUUGCUGAGGAAGGGGCCAGAAGGAGCCAUGUCCCUCACCCCUCAUCCUCGCCGGUUGCUGUCGGUUGUUCCAAGCAGCCAGUUGAAGGGGCUGUGUGCCCUUUUCCUGGGGCAGUGCUUCCUUGCUCUCUCUUUGCUGAACAGCCUUUUUGGCCUCAGAGGUGUCUGUCUCGUUUCUCUGUCUCAUAGACCUCACUGAUCCCAAUUUUCCUCAUAUGUGAUAAUGCUAUUUCUGUUUUUCCAUACUAAAUGAGGGCUAUUUCUGUUUUCCUCCCAGACUGAACACUAGAACUGGUAGUGCUUCAUAUUGCUGACACAAGUACUGUAUUUGGCUCACUGAGAGCAUGACAGGAUUGGCCACUUGUUCCUCAAGAGCUUCUAAGAACGUAGGGUCAGUUCCCAGCACGUACUGUAUGUGUGGGGUCAUCCUUUGCAGGAUCAGGGGCACCAGAUGCCUUCCCCGUCCUACUGCUCCUCAGUCUGGGCGGUUGCCCCACGCUGUCUUUGAGGUGGGAACGGACCUCAGUCUGGAACAACAGAUCCCAGUAAGGAAGACGCUGAGAACCAUUGCGCUAAUAAAGUUGUUUCCCUCGGCUAUCCAACACUUCUCCCUUUUGCUUGGUAGCUACAUAGGCCCUCUGACACUGAGCAGCGAGGGCUCGCAGCAGGCUCUCCUGCCUUCUGGCAGGAGGUACCUCCUCUCUGUACCUUGCAUGUUAAAUGAGGCUAAGUUCACUGACUACCUCAUGAGGAGGAGGAGGGCGGCCUGGGAGGCUCAGUUUGCUGGUAUUUGCCAUGCACUUUGAGAUCUGCAAGGCACCGGAGGGAAGGGCCAGGUGUUUUCUUACACGUGUUGCCCUGGUAGCCAAACACCAACCUCCCUCCUCUACCACAACCACCAAAGCACUUGCCCACCACCAGCAAAGCCCUUCCCAGGCAGCCCCAAAGGCAGGACUCACUGCGUGGGGGACAGCACCGCGUCUCGUGGCACAAGAGCCAUGUGUCCGGGGGGGGGGAGGUCCCUUGGCGUGGUGCAUCCCAGGCAGGCUGGAGGCCUCUCGCUGCACCUUGCUCCUUCUCGCAAACUCUAGAAGCCUGUUUGUUUGUCUGUGUCGCUCUAUAUUAUGUAAGCGCGUAUAAGUCUACAUUACUGUGGGCGGGUGGGGGCGUCAGCGGAAGAUAGAUGUAGCUGUGUAAAUGCCGUAUCUAUACUUUCACCAUUAGAGGGUUGAUUUUUUUUUAUUUGGUGGGUUUUUUGUUGUUGUUUUUUUUUUAAAUAAAUAAAAAGAAACUGCUUGACUGGUUUCAAGCACAAUUGUGAA
Molecule: messenger RNA, 6545 nt
Organism: Dromaius novaehollandiae (emu)
Lineage: Eukaryota; Metazoa; Chordata; Aves; Casuariiformes; Dromaiidae
Gene: SH3PXD2B
Product: SH3 and PX domains 2B
Exons: 14
Coding region: 184-2928 (914 amino acids)
Biological process (GO): superoxide anion generation
Cellular component (GO): cytoplasm
Molecular function (GO): phosphatidylinositol binding; superoxide-generating NADPH oxidase activator activity; protein binding
Source: RefSeq, a predicted model, not a curated record